This is a messenger RNA of Capsella rubella, 1333 nucleotides long. RefSeq names its product WAT1-related protein At5g64700. Gene Ontology annotation, molecular function: transmembrane transporter activity. Bases 122 to 1195 code for a protein of 357 amino acids. The record is from RefSeq and is a predicted model, not a curated record. Gene Ontology annotation, cellular component: plasma membrane. The transcript is spliced from 7 exons. NCBI's taxonomy places the organism in Eukaryota, Viridiplantae, Streptophyta, Magnoliopsida, Brassicales, Brassicaceae.
ACUAUAUUCAGAAGAAAAGAAAAAAGAAGAGAAAAGAGACAGAGAAGAACAUUAUAAACAGUAUCCCAUUUAUACAUCUCCAAGAAUUCACAAACAAAACCAAACAUCAUCAAAUCGAUCGAUGGACAUGGAGUCAAAGAAACCAUAUAUGAUGGUGACUAUAAUACAAGUCAUAUAUACGAUCAUGUUCUUGAUCUCCAAAGCCGUCUUCAAUGGUGGAAUGAACACUUUCGUCUUCGUUUUCUAUCGUCAAGCUUUUGCUACCAUCUUCUUGGCUCCUCUUGCUUUCUUCUUCGAGCGGAAAAGUGCUCCACCUCUUUCAUUUGUGACCUUCAUCAAGAUCUUCAUGCUCUCUUUAUUUGGUGUGACAAUGAGCUUGGACUUAAACGGUAUCGCAUUAUCAUACACGUCGGCGACUUUAGCCGCAGCCACAACAGCUUCUCUUCCGGCCAUCACUUUCUUCUUGGCUCUCUUAUUUGGAAUGGAGAGGCUUAAGGUUAUGAGCAUACAAGGAACAGCAAAGCUUGUAGGGAUCACUGUGUGCAUGGGAGGGGUAAUUACCUUGGCACUUUACAAAGGUCCACUACUGAAAUUACCUUUAUGCCAUCAUCUCUAUCACGGCCAAGAACAUCUUCACCGGAAUGAUGUUUCCGACGGUUCCACUUCGUGGCUCAAAGGCUGUUUCCUCAUGAUCGCCUCCAACAUUUUAUGGGGUCUCUGGCUCGUUUUACAGGGCCGUGUGUUAAAGCUCUACCCUUCGAAGCUAUACUUCACAACACUUCAUUGUCUCUUGAGUUCGAUUCAAUCCUUUGUCAUCGCAAUUGCUUUCGAGAGAGAUAUUUCCGCAUGGAAGCUUGGUUGGAACCUAAGACUCGUUGCAGUCAUUUACUGCGGGUUCAUUGUAACAGGCGUGGCAUAUUAUUUGCAAUCAUGGGUAAUAGAAAAGAGAGGACCUGUCUUCCUAUCGAUGUUCACUCCUUUGUCUCUCGUCUUCACUCUCCUCUCCUCAGCGAUUCUUUUAUGCGAGAUCAUCAGUCUUGGAAGUAUCGUAGGUGGAUUAUUGUUGAUCAUAGGACUCUACUGUGUGUUGUGGGGGAAAAGCAGAGAGAGGAAAAACAGUGGUGUUGGAGAUAAGAUUGAUCUACAGAAAGAAAACGAUGUCGUGUGCAAUGAAGUGAAGGUUGUCAUUAGUUGAGAGAUAUUGUAUUAGCUUUUAUCUAUAUAUAUAUAAGAUGUGCUAAAAAUUAGGCUUUUUAUGAUACAUGUGACUAAUCAUUCACAUAUAGUAGAGUCUAGAAUCUCUUAAGAAAUCUUUGCUUUAACUACUUUUACU